Pelobates fuscus (common spadefoot toad) is the source of this 671-nucleotide messenger RNA. RefSeq names its product WAP four-disulfide core domain protein 8-like. Gene Ontology annotation, molecular function: peptidase inhibitor activity. The transcript is spliced from 4 exons. Lineage: Eukaryota; Metazoa; Chordata; Amphibia; Anura; Pelobatidae. The coding region runs from base 116 to 523 and encodes 135 amino acids. The record is from RefSeq and is a predicted model, not a curated record. Gene Ontology annotation, cellular component: extracellular region.
UUGUGACUGUAAUGCAAGGUGACAGAAUAUAAAUACUCCGAGCCCCAUCGAUUCUUUACUAAUAACAAUCCCUGCAUUAUUGUUGUGUCUGUAGUUUCUCAAAGAACAUUCAGCUAUGCUAAGACUUUUGAUCCUCACUGCGCUGAUGGUGUUAACCCUGGCUCACGGAGGGGAUCAUGACAGUACAUCACACAAAGCUGGAGUGAAGAAAGGUCACUGCCCAAAUCACGGUAUAUCUGGCAAUGCCUCCCUGCCUGACUGCCCCGCCUCCUGCGCCAAUGGCACAGACUGCGCUGCUUUAAAUUGCACCUCGGACACCAGCUGUGCGGGAUCACUGAAGUGCUGUGAAACCAGCUGUGGAUUUAAAUGCAUUGAUUUUAUUUACGAGAAAUUCUGCAACACAGACGCAGACUGCGGCGGAACAUUAGUCUGCUGUAGAAACCGGUGCAAGUCAGUCUGUGUUACUCCAAGACCAGUCAUCACUUCAAAAAAAGGAAAAGACAUCAAAGGAAAACAUAAGUGAGAAAAAAAAUGAUAGUCCCAUGUUAAAGGAUACCCCCCAGUGUACGGCAACACUGGUGCAGAGGAGAUAGUUAAUGGAACCGGAUGUUCUAAACAAGCAAUGUUAAUGCCAAUUAUAACCAAAUUAAUAAAGUGUAAUAAAGUUGUAA